Molecule: messenger RNA, 852 nt
Organism: Lichtheimia ornata
Lineage: Eukaryota; Fungi; Mucoromycota; Mucoromycetes; Mucorales; Lichtheimiaceae
Exons: 6
Coding region: 1-852 (283 amino acids)
Molecular function (GO): hydrolase activity, acting on ester bonds
Source: RefSeq, a predicted model, not a curated record
AUGAUUGAUGUUCAUGCGCAUAUCAACUACAGCAACUUUCCACGUGACAACACGCCAUCUGGUGAUAAACCUACCCUGGAUACGAUGAUAAAUCAUGCCAAGAACGCCUCCAUCCAGCAUAUUGUUGCCGUAUCAGAAUCAAUCCACGACGCGCAUGACAUUUUCGAGAUUGCAUCAGCAUCCAACAAUUUCAUUUGGCCUGCCAGGGGUCUUCAUCCUGUUCAAUGCGAUGAUAACAACGAGGAGCGAUCAGUCAGUUGGAAUGAUUUUGAGACGUUUGAGCCAUUGCUGCAAGAUGCCAUCCAACACAAAGAGAUAUGCUGUAUAGGUGAAGUGGGAUUGGAUUUCACGCCUCGUAUCCUUGCCAACAACAAUGGGAAUCAGACCCAAGAUGAGAUCAAGGACAUGCAGCGCGCCAUUUUCAAACGGCAGGUGCAAAUGGCCAUGGAAGCUAAUCUUCCUGUCAAUGUGCAUUCGAGGUCUGCUGGGCACCACGCAUUGGAUAUCUUGUAUGAAUGCAAGGCGACCAAGGUGAUCAUGCAUGCGUUUGAUGGCAGAGCAUCGUAUACAAAGAAAGCUGUCGAGGCAGGCUACUACUUUUCGAUAGCGCCCAUUGUUGUCCGAUCACCUCAAAAGCAAACUCUCGUCAAGAAUGUGCCGCUUUCCAACCUUUUACUUGAAUCGGAUGCGCCAGCUCUUGGACCGGAAAAGGGUGUGGACAAUGAGCCGGCUAAUCUUAUGAUGGCAGCAAGAGAAAUAGCGCGUAUCAAGGAGAUCUCUUUGGAUCAAGUGAUUGAAGUUACUACAAGCAAUGCACGCCAACUCUUUUCAUGUUGGGAAGGUGUUGCAUAA